Molecule: messenger RNA, 1648 nt
Organism: Haliotis rubra (blacklip abalone)
Lineage: Eukaryota; Metazoa; Mollusca; Gastropoda; Lepetellida; Haliotidae
Product: transmembrane protein 272-like
Exons: 6
Coding region: 255-743 (162 amino acids)
Source: RefSeq, a predicted model, not a curated record
CAAGCAUAACACAACCAGUCUUGAUGUUGACUUUCGAGUAACGAUCACCUUGCACAAGUUCACAUAGUCCUUGCAACAGGAUAUUUCGCAACGAUUACUAUGAGUCAGUGGAAAGUUUGAAAGUCUGGAUAUAUUUACAAGUAUAUAUUUACAGGGAGGUGUAUUGCUGUCUUGUCCCGCUGGCAGAGACGAAGGUUGCUAAGGCAGCAGCUUCAAGUACAGACGUUGACCACAGAUACCGUUAAACAAGAAACAUGGCGUCCAUAAUAAAGACGUUCAACGCGGUCUCCGAGAGAUCAGGCAAAACUGGCACACUCAUUAGCACCGCUGUCGGCCUUGCAGUUCCAAUUGCCAUGAUAGCAAUGGGACUUAUCCACAGGGAGGACUGCCCUGCUCAGAAGUACAUCGCUAUCUACCUGAUCGUAGCAGGAGCCUUCGCAGCGAUCAUGUCUGUACUGCGACUAGCGGUUAAGAUGUGGUGCUCGGACUCAGAUGGAAACGUACCUUUACCUUUUUCAAUUGCUAACGGCGUCAUCGCAAUCUUCCUGUUAGCCUGGUUUAUUGCAGGCAACGUGUGGGUUUACGGCCUGUACGGCAAGUACAACCAAACAGACAUCACUGCCGACAACUACUGCAAGCACGACUUCUACUUGUUUGCAUUCUGGCUCAUCACGGCUGGUUAUAUUCUUCUCGGAGCCUGCAUCCUUCUGGGCUGCUUCGUUGCCUGCUGUUGUCGAAAUUAGUCGACCACACCACUGUUUGGCUGGUUUGACUUGCACAAUGAAGCCUUCGGGAUAAUGAUGUUUAUUUGAAACACUAAAUGAAAAAACAAUGACAGUUGGCUACAGUUGGCAAUUUUGUACGUGCUUUCUUAAGAGAUUGUAGUAUGUGAAUAUCUUAUUUGUGUGUGGAAGCGAGGUCUAUACGUGCAAGGGUAUGUGGCUAUUUCAAGAUUAGAGGCACGCUUGCAAUCGAGCUGUUCUUUCAUGAACGGUCGAGAUGUUGGCUUUGUGUAGCGAAUACACAAAGCAGUUCAACGUCAUGAAUCAGUGUGAAAGAAGUGAUAGUGAGAUGACAUAUACAGUAUAUACGAGAAGGGGAACUUUAGUCCAUGCGUUACGUCAGGCCUUCUGAUUCGAUUACCAUUUUGUAGUGUGUUCUUAGACGAGCUGUACAAAUAAUAUUUGUUAUCACAUUUCAUUUUAGGAACUGUUAUAUUCUGGAGCCGAAAGUAGAAUAUUGUUUGAACAUAAUAUGAAAACAAAAAGCCACGAUAACACAUACCAUUAUCCAUACUUUACUUCCAGCUUCAAAUUAUAUUGAAAUAUGAUUAUUUUUAGCCUUGGUCACAUGUGUAAAACCUGGAAGUAUCUCUAGAAGUGAUUACAAAGAGGUUUAGAAUAACCUUUUCCGUAGUUUACAUUUCGUUGCUUGUCAGUUAGGUAUAGAUGUGUCAUGAUUAUAUUGCAAAGUGUUUUCUUGUGCUUACCGUUGCAAAUCUGUACACCAAUGCCAUUUAUAAAGGCCUUUUUUAGCACUUCUUACAUUAAAUAUUAUUUAUUAGGGUUUAGCAUUAGGGUAUUUGAUACCGUCUUUUAUAUCGUGGUUUUGCACACAUGGUCUUUAUUGAAUAAAAAUGCAAAUGUAA